This is a messenger RNA of Triticum turgidum subsp. durum (durum wheat), 378 nucleotides long. The record is from the annotation of a GenBank genome assembly. NCBI's taxonomy places the organism in Eukaryota, Viridiplantae, Streptophyta, Magnoliopsida, Poales, Poaceae.
AUGCGGCGAGACGCGGCCGUCGUGCCCGCGGCGGUCGUGACCUCGCAGCAGAUAGCGGCCGGCGGGGCGGAAAUGGGGAAUGUCGGGCCGGUGGUCAUCGACAUUGACUCGGCGCCGGCGACGGUGGCCAUCGACAUCGACCUCAACACGGGGGGCGCGACCCGCGACGUGGCGUGCCGGAUCUGCCACCUCAGUCCCGAGGGCAGCAAUGGGCCCGCGGCGGCACCUGGGUCGGAGGUGAUCCGGCUUGGCUGCUACUGCAAGGAGGAGCUCGGCCACGCGCACCGACAAUGCGCCAAGGCAUGGUUCCAGAACAAGGAGAUAACAUUUGCCAGAUCAAAUGGAAUAAUGAUGCAUGCUCGAGGAAAACCUACAUAA